GGGAAAACCUCCCCUAAGCCCCCGAGCUAGCGCGCGGCUCCUUUAUAGGCGUCCUUGCCGUUCGCCGGCAGGCAGGUGGAAGGGGGCGUUUCGCUGGGCGGUUGAGCGGCGCGCAGGCGCGCGUCGGGCAGCCCCGCGUGACGCGCGGCCGGAAGGCCCCGUUCUGGAAGCAUCCCGGGCCCAUCCCGGUGCGUCCCGCUCGGCCCGGCCAUGCCCGAGAACGCGCCCGCCAGAGCCCCCGGCGGGGCCGGCAGCAAGGCCAAGGGCGCCUACCAGGACCGCGACAAGCCCGCCCAGAUCCGCUUCAGCAACAUCGCCGCCGGCAAAGCUGUUGCUGAUGCAAUUAGAACGAGCCUUGGACCAAAGGGAAUGGAUAAAAUGAUUCAGGAUGCUAAGGGAGAUGUGACAAUCACUAAUGAUGGUGCCACUAUCCUGAAACAAAUGCAGGUUCUGCACCCUGCAGCCAAAAUGUUAGUAGAGCUGUCGAAAGCACAAGAUAUUGAAGCUGGUGAUGGCACAACCUCUGUUGUUGUCAUUGCUGGAGCUCUUUUGGAUGCCUGUUCCAGACUCCUUCAGAAAGGAAUUCACCCCACCAUCAUUUCAGAGUCAUUCCAGAAGGCUCUGGAUAAAGGUAUCGAGGUGCUGACCAACAUGGCCCAGCCUGUGGAGCUCAGUGACAGGGAGACCCUGCUCAACAGUGCAACAACUUCCCUCAACUCCAAGGUUGUGUGUCAGUAUUCCAGUUUACUUUCUCCAAUGAGUGUUGAUGCAGUGAUGAAGGUGAUUGACCCAAGUACAGCCAAUAGUGUGGACCUCAGAGAUAUUAAAAUUGUUAAGAAGUUGGGAGGCACAAUUGAUGAUUGUGAACUGGUUGAGGGACUCGUCCUGACUCAGAAGGUGGCGAAUACCGGCGUAACCAGAGUGGAAAAAGCCAAAAUUGGCCUCAUUCAGUUCUGCUUGUCUGCUCCAAAGACAGAUAUGGACAACCAGAUUGUUGUUUCUGACUACGCUCAGAUGGACAGGGUGCUGCGUGAGGAGAGAGCCUACAUCCUGAACCUGGUGAAGCAGAUCAAGAAGGCUGGCUGCAAUGUGCUGCUCAUUCAGAAGUCCAUCCUGCGGGAUGCUCUCAGUGACCUGGCCCUCCAUUUUCUGAACAAAGUUAAGAUCAUGGUGGUUAAAGACAUUGAAAGAGAGGACAUUGAGUUUAUAUGUAAGACAAUUGGAACUAAGCCUGUGGCUCAUAUUGACCAGUUCACCCCUGACAUGCUGGGCUCUGCUGAGCUGGCAGAGGAGGUCAACUUGAACGGUUCUGGGAAAUUAAUAAAGAUAACAGGCUGCACAAACCCUGGGAAAACUGUGAGCAUCGUGGUCCGUGGGUCCAACAAACUGGUCCUGGAGGAAGCUGAGCGCUCCAUUCACGAUGCCCUGUGUGUCAUAAGGUGCUUAGUGAAGAAAAGGGCUCUGAUUGCUGGCGGAGGAGCCCCGGAGAUCGAGCUGGCGCUGCGGCUGAACGAGUACGCGCGGACGCUGAAGGGGAUGGAGUCCUACUGUGUCCGUGCCUACGGGGAUGCACUUGAGGUCAUUCCCUCCACCCUGGCUGAGAAUGCGGGGCUCAAUCCCAUCUCCACAGUCACAGAGCUCAGAAACAGACAUGCCCAAGGAGAGAAAACAGCUGGCAUUAAUGUCAGAAAGGGUGGCAUUUCCAACAUCCUGGAGGAGCUGGUUGUGCAGCCUCUGCUGGUGUCUCUGAGUGCUCUGACCCUCGCCACAGAAACCGUGCGCAGCAUUCUUAAGAUUGAUGAUGUGGUGAACACUCGAGGAUAAGCUGAGCAGAGAGGUGGGGACCAUGGCCUCGAGCUCCUGCCCUGUAGCUGGAAUAUGGAUUCCUCACCAAAAGCGCCUGUGUGAAUUGUCUUAAACUCCACCAAGACUGAUGUACUUUGAUCAGGUUUAACUUAAAAAACAGUUUGUUUUCAAAAAGAAAAUACUGUUUUAUCAAUAAACACGCAGUAGUCUACCUGA
Molecule: messenger RNA, 2022 nt
Organism: Oenanthe melanoleuca
Lineage: Eukaryota; Metazoa; Chordata; Aves; Passeriformes; Muscicapidae
Gene: CCT4
Product: chaperonin containing TCP1 subunit 4
Exons: 14
Coding region: 211-1824 (537 amino acids)
Biological process (GO): protein folding
Cellular component (GO): chaperonin-containing T-complex
Molecular function (GO): ATP-dependent protein folding chaperone; ATP hydrolysis activity; ATP binding
Source: RefSeq, a predicted model, not a curated record